This is a messenger RNA of Nomia melanderi (Alkali bee), 1148 nucleotides long. RefSeq names its product mitochondrial import inner membrane translocase subunit Tim21. The record is from RefSeq and is a predicted model, not a curated record. NCBI's taxonomy places the organism in Eukaryota, Metazoa, Arthropoda, Insecta, Hymenoptera, Halictidae. Gene Ontology annotation, biological process: protein import into mitochondrial matrix. Gene Ontology annotation, cellular component: TIM23 mitochondrial import inner membrane translocase complex.
ACGAUCGCCUACCAUUACCAAUCUUUGAUGUGGUGCAGUCUUCAUUAGGAAGUUUAAUUUUAUUUACUUAAUCUUUAAUCAGAAAAUUCAAGUUUCUCUUUGCGGAUACGUUGGAAGCAAUUGCUUCAGUUAAAAUAACACUGUUUAUAAAUUUGAUAGGUUAUGUUGUGUUUUGUCUUAUAGUAUCAUAACCUAAUCUCAACGUGCAUCAUAUGCAAAUCAUAAACUAACCAAACAUGAUCAAGGAUUACAGUAACAACAUUUUAAUUAAUCUUCUCUGAAACUUUAUUACCACUUUUUACCUGUAAACACUAUAACAUUCUUCGAGCGAAGUAGUUCUCAAUUGAAAUGGCUUCUAUAAGAGUGAUAAAUUAUAUUUCAUGUAGAAGAUUAAUACCUAUUUCUGGUCUAUCAAGAGUACGUAUCUUUUCUCAUUAUGACCCAAUAUGCAAUGUUCCACAAAGUGUAUCAUUUUGCACAAAAAAGGAAUUAACAAAAGCUAAUGUCACCGAACAAGAGAAUAGAGUACAAGUUGGACUUGCGGAAGUAGUUAAAGAGAACACAAAAUCUUUUGCAUAUUUAACUGUAAUACUUGGGGGUCUAGGAAUUACAGGUGUAAUGUUUUAUGCAAUAUUUAGUGAACUAUUUUCCAGUAAAAGUGCAAAUAAUGUUUAUAGUAAAGCAUUAGAAGAUUGUAAAAAAAAUAGUAAAGUGAGGGAUGCUCUUGGAGAACCUAUAAAAGCCUAUGGUGAAGAGUCCCGACGUGGACGCCGUUCUCAUUUGAGUCAUAUAACCUUCACGAAAGAUGGAGUGAAACACAUGAGAAUGCAAUUCUAUGUCCAAGGUAUACGAAGACGCGGUACAGUGUCCUUAGAAGUGCAAGAAAACGAAUCUGGCUAUUACGAGUACAGAUACUUAUACGUAUUAAUAGAUGAUAUAUUUCAAACUCUUAUAAAAAUAGAAGACAACAGGGACAAGUCUACGAUUCCCACUACCAACACAGAGUUCGAUACAAUCUAAGGUCCUUAAUUCACCGGUGUAGUAUGUUUAAUACAUCGUGUACACGUAUGAUGCUAAGUAAUCAGUUUGCAUCAUUUAAUAUCGAUAUUCUUUUAUGAAUAAAACUGUGAUACUCAUGGGUAUAAUAC